Xyrauchen texanus (razorback sucker) is the source of this 4035-nucleotide messenger RNA. Its product is annotated as beta-chimaerin-like. Gene Ontology annotation, biological process: signal transduction; regulation of small GTPase mediated signal transduction; positive regulation of GTPase activity. NCBI's taxonomy places the organism in Eukaryota, Metazoa, Chordata, Actinopteri, Cypriniformes, Catostomidae. The transcript is spliced from 7 exons. The coding region runs from base 1638 to 2615 and encodes 325 amino acids. The record is from RefSeq and is a predicted model, not a curated record. Gene Ontology annotation, molecular function: GTPase activator activity.
CUUUGUGCUAUGUUGACUUCAUGUCAGAUGCCGUAAUUAUGAGUUACUCGAAAAAUCACUCAUCUUCAUUAAACUAAAAUUUUGCAAAUAAAGGAUUGUUCAAUACAAGUAAGCUCAGAAGGUAUUUGUAGCAUAAUGGUGAUUAACACAGAAAAUAACUUUGCCUUAUCAAUCAUUCAAGCAUAUAUCUACUGGUUACAGGAAGGCAAUUACAGUGGAAGUGAAGGUGCUAGACAAAAUAUUCUGUUUUAUGAAGUAUGAUGCGUUUUUCAACUGUCUUGGUUACAUGCUGAUAGAAUUUGUAAAGGCUUGGCACAAAUUAUGUGAUUGUUAUAUCAAUAAGACUGUAUCUAUUCUAUUAACCUAAUUGCCUAGGCUUUUAAUCCAUUAACAGUGGUAUUGAUUGAUAGGAUUGAUUGUCCAGAUCAAUAACCUCUCACUGCUGAGCGACUGAAUGGAUUCUCCCAUUUUAAGCCUUCUGCUUUUAAAAAUGACAGGCUGAGGAUGAACACAUCAUAUCGUUAUCGGAAUUCCUUUUGUCCUUUUUCAAACCCUGAAAAAGCAAAACAAAGCAUUCAGCUCAAGCAUGUAAAUAAAGUGUAGUUACUCAACAACUGUAAUAUUGUUUAGGAACAUCAUUACAAUUCGAUAGUUGAAAUGAAACUGUAAGAAUGAUAAUCUGGUGAGAAUUACCAUCUCACUGAUAUAACCUCACUGAUUUAGAGUCACAAAUUCUGUCUUUCAUGUGAGAUGUUAAACCGAGGUCCUGAUUCGUUAAAAAUCCCAGGGCACUUCUCGAAAACAGUAGGGGUGUAACCUCGUUGUCCUGGUCAGAUUUGCCAAUUGGCCUAUAUCCAUCAUGGCUUCCUAAUAAUCCCCUAGUCAAUAAACUGCUCUCCUCUCCACCAAUAGCUGGUGUGUGGUGCCGUUCUGGUCUGAUGUCAAACAACAUUUAAUGGUUCGCCCCAUUGUACACUUUCAUAUUAAAUAAUGUUAGUAACCUUACUAACAUUAUUAUGCAUUAUUUAUAACAUAUUCUUUACCUAAUUCCGGGUCAAAAAUGAACCUAAGACAAUAGAAUGGUUAAGAGUCAUGAGCAAUAAAAUUUAAAAACUAUACUAAAGAAAACACCAGCUCCUGUGAAAAAAAUCUAUAAACAACAACAAAUACCUCUAAAUAAUUGCAGUAAUGUGGACAAAAAUAUAUAUUUUAAUAAAAUAAAAUAUGCAAAAUACAAUUUCAUGGCUGGCAAUACAUGUUUACCACUGACAGGUGUACCACUGUCAGGUGUGUUAAUUUAUGUGAACAUUUUGGUCCCUUACUAGAAUCUUUCUUAUUGCGUCUUCCUGAUGUCACUUGCAGUAAUAAGAGCCAAAUUAAUAAUUAAUUCUGUUCCUUACCUUAUCUCUCCUAAGAUCUCACACUGUCUCUUGUUAUAAUAGUUACAUUUCAGCAUUCUUACGCCUGUGGUUUAUUCCUGUGAAAUCCUGCUGUGUCGCGACUUCUCUUUUGUUUAUUUUUGUGCAGUGUUUUGACACAUGGGUGUGCAUGGGAACAUGCUUUACGUGUGAUUAUGGUAGUGGAUGCCAGACAUUACUUUCUUUAGCAAUCCUGUAAUCUGACUCACAAGUAAUAUAAUGAAAAAGCAGGGCUGUGUCUCCACAGGGGGUCCACCCUACUUAUACUCUCUUUCGUUACCAGCCUCCAGUAUUUACUUACAGCACAGACCUGAUUAUUUCUUCAGCACUUUGGCUGAGUGCAGUUUUGUGUCUGAAGUGCUGCCUGUCAUCAAACUGUCACCUGAGUGCUUGGUGACCAUCUCUGGAUUUGACACGGAUAUCAGCUUAAUUUGUUAUUAUCUGGUGCACACCUUCAGAGGCCCACAUUGGUGUGAAUACUGUGCUAACUUCAUGUGGGGUCUUAUCUCCCAGGGCGUCCGUUGUUCAGACUGUGGACUGAACGUGCACAAGCAGUGCUCUAAACUGGUGCCCAGCGACUGUCAGCCAGACUUGAGCCGGAUCAAGAAGGUCUUCAGCUGCGAUCUCACCACGCUGGUCAAAGCCCACAAUACACCACGGCCGAUGGUUCUGGACAUGUGUAUCAAAGAGAUCGAGAACAGAGGGUUGAAAUCAGAGGGUCUCUACAGAGUGUCUGGCUUCACAGAACACAUCGAAGACGUCAGAUUGGCUUUUGAUAGAGAUGGUGAGAAGGCAGACAUCAGUGCCAAUGUAUACACCGACAUCAACAUCAUUGCUGGAGCGCUGAAGCUUUAUCUGCGAGACCUGCCUAUUCCAGUCAUCACAUAUGACGUUUACUACAAAUUCAUACAGGCAGCAAAAAUAACAGACCCAGACUCUAGACUAGAGGCAGUUCACGAUGGCCUCCUUCAGCUCCCCCCAGCCCACUAUGAGACCCUGCGUUACCUGAUGACACACCUGAAGAGGGUCACCGUGUAUGAGAAAGAAAAUUACAUGACCGCAGAGAAUCUAGGAAUUAUUUUUGGACCAACGCUCAUGCGGCCACCAGACCAAUACACGCUCAGCACUCUCAACGACAUGAGAUAUCAGAAAAUUAUUGUUCAACUCCUGAUAGAGCACGAGGACAUUUUGUUUUAAACAGCUAAAUUGAAGAAAUAUGUUUUAUAGACUUCACACAGAAAUGAACAAGAAGCUAAUCAAUUUUGUUGCAGCCUGCCACAAUUUUCAAAGAUAUUUAGAUUAAAGGGAUAGUUCACCUAAAAAUUCUCUCAUUAUUUUCUCAUCCUCAUGCCAUCCCAGAUGUGUAUGACUUUCUUUCUUCUGCAAAGCUCAAAUGUUUUUAGAAGAAUAUUUCUGCUCUGUUUGUCUGUACACUGCAAGUGAAUGGUGGCCAGAACUUUGAAGCAUAAAAGUAAUCCAUAUGACUCCAGUGGUUUAAUCCAUGUCAUCAAAAGCGAUAGGUGUGGAUGUGAAACAGAUCAAUAUUUUAUUCCUUUUUAAUACAAAUCUCCACUUUCACCAGCCCACAUAAGAGCUCUCUUCGCUUGUAGGAGUUCUUCUUUUGUUUUAGGUGAUUGAGAUUCUUUUUGCAUAUCGCCAUCUACUGGGCAGUGUGGAGAAUUUAUAGUAAAAAGGACUUAAAUAUUGCUCUGUUUCUCACCAACACUUAUCAUGUUGCUUCUGUUCUGAAGACUUCUUCUGAGAGAAUUUAAAUUUUUGGGUGAAUUAUUCCUUUAAUCAGAUUUUACAUUCAAAUUUCACUCGAUGUGUUUCUCAAACCCAAGUAAUAGUAACAUUUUAUGCAAAUACGGUUACUAGUAACAUUCUGUAUUCAAAAUUUACAAUGAAUACAGAAUUCAUUAUAAAUAGAUUAAUGAUGGGCAUUUAAUUUGAUCAAUUGGUUUUAUUACUAGAGUGAUGCCAAAUAUGUACGAUGCAUUGAUCUUGGUGCUCUACAUGAUCCAUAGCUCUUGGAUCAAAAGCAUUUUGAGUUUGUGAAACUGACGUAUUGUCAAUAAUGAAUUCUAAAAAGUAUAUUUUUGGGGUUUUGAGAUUGGUUAAUGUACAGUGUGUUAUAAUGGUCAGACUAUUGAAAUCCUAUGUAAAGCACUUUUUAAUUUUACAAAGAGUGUAAGUAGUUGUUUCAUGUAUCUUGUUGAAUCAUUGUAGAUAUUGCUGUAGUUAAUCCAUUGCUCCCUCAAAUCAUUUUUUGUUUACUGUAAAAACAAUGAAGUGAAAUGAAUGAAAUGACAUUUUUUGGUCAUGGCAAGACAUCAGCAAAACAAACUGGACAAAAUGGUUCUGUCAGCAUUUAUUUAAAGCUCAUUGUCCCUUCUUGGACUUUAAACUUUCCUCCUAUUUAAAGAAUGACACUCAACAAAAUUGCUUAUAUUGUAUUCAUUUACCUCCCAUGAGAAAAAAAAGAAGGUACAAUUGCCUUGGUCUAAGUUCUUUUAAGUUGUUUAUUUGAAAUAAGACCUUUCUACAAAUUUGUUUUGUUAAGAUAUUUUCUGUGAAGAAUGUAAUUUUUAUUGUAAUUUAUGAAAUGAUGAUUUAU